UCUAGAUUACAAAUAAUUUAGCGAAAAAUAAGAAUACAAAUUAAUUUAACGAAUAGCUUUUGGUGUAUCUCGUUUAUUUUCUUUUCUUCAAAUGGCAUAGCUUUUUUCUGUAGAAAAACUGUAGAAAGUCCUUUCUUUAGUGUUAGCAAAUACAUUAGCAGCCUAGCAGCCUAACUAUACAUUUAAAUUGCACAUAUAAAUUUCAUGUGUUCAUCUUGUUAAAUUAUUGUAGUGUAGUCAUAGAAAGUGACUUAUAUAACACGGUGUAGUCUACUAAAGUGAUUGUGUUUGUGGCGUCUGCAUAUGACUCUCUUGGAGUCAGGAUGUGGUUUACUGAGUGCAGCAACCGGAAACCUCAUUUUAUCCUUUAUCUGUCGCUUUGUCCUUGUAGUACUCAGUGUUUUAAUAUUGUUGUCACUGUCACCAUGUUCCCCAGGGUGAUUCUAAAUGGGACAAUGAUUAAAAAAUCUCAGCAAAAAAAAAUAACUUCUCCAUGCAACUACAAGGAGAGAUUUUUUGUCCUUGACACGGAGGCAUUGAAGUAUUCAGAGUGUCGCCCUGGAAAAAAGUCCAUACUCAAAGGUUGCAUCAAGUUAUGCAGCAUUAAGUGUGUGGAGACAGUGUUUUCCGAUCUCCCUAUUCCAUGUACCUUCAAAUACCCCUUUCAGGUUUUUCAUGACCAUCAUUUCCUCUACAUUUUUGCCCCAGACAAUGAUUGUCGUCUGAGGUGGGUCAAAGCUAUUAAAGAAGAGACAAAAAAUAACAAGCUGGUUGAAAAGUACCACCCACAAUUUUGGAUGGAUGGAAAAUGGAGAUGUUGCCAACAGUCAAAUAAACUGGCAAAGGGCUGCCAUGUAUAUGAUCCACUGGGUUACGCCUCUAAAAGACCCCUUCCUGGAAUCCCAGGUGCAGAGGUAGGAUUGCAAGACGCAUUGCAAAAGAUGGUCAUUGCAUUGCAGAACUACACACCAUUUAGAGACAAAGAGUUGGCACUUCAGAAAGACAAGGAGUACAUCCUGAUAGACAGCUCUAACCCCGAGUGGUGGAAUGUACAAGAUGAAAAAGGGAGCACAGGUUUAGUGCCCAGCACACACGUAACUGAAAAGUCAGAAAAGAACUUUGAGGGAUUUGAAUGGUACAGCAAGAACAUAACCAGAGGGGAGGCAGAAGACAUACUAUUCAAACAGGCAAAAGAGGGUGCAUUCAUGGUUCGAAAUUCAAGACAGACAGGCGUUUACACAGUGUCAGUCUUCACCAAAGCACCAGGAUCUAAUGGGGAAAAAAAUCCAUGCGUGAAACAUUACCAAAUCCGACAGACCGAAGAAGGAGACCGUUCUUUUUACUUGGCAGAGAAGUACCUGUUCCGCACAAUUCCCGAGUUGAUCUAUUAUCACCAACACAAUGCUGCGGGUCUCAUAACACGUCUGAGACAUCCUGUCACUCAAGCAGGCGGCUGCUCCCAGGAAAUCGCUGGCCCCUCCCAAGAUGAGUGGGAGGUGGGUCCCGAAGAGCUGGACUUUGGUCUAGAAUUAGGCAGUGGACAGUUUGGGUUGGUGCUGGAAGGGACAUGGAGGGAGAAGAAGGUCGCACUGAAAAUGAUAAGAGAAGAGUGCAUGUCAAAUGAGGAAUUUAAAGAAGAAGCAAGAGUCAUGAUGAGAUUGCACCACUCAAAGCUGGUUCAGCUUUAUGGUGUAUGCACCCAGCGUUCUCCUAUGUGUUUGGUGUUGGAGUUCAUGGAGAAUGGUUGUCUGUCAGACUACCUGCGAACCAAUAAAGGGACUUUAUCCCAGGAUGCAAUGUCGGAGAUGUGUCUGGAUGUCAGUGAAGGGAUGGCCUACCUGGAGAUGUCAAACUUCAUCCACAGGGAUCUGGCUGCCAGGAAUUGCUUAGUUUCAAAGAACAACGUGGUGAAAUUGUCAGAUUUUGGCAUGACCAGAUAUGUUCUUGAUGAUCAGUACACGAGUUCCCUGUGUUCCAAGUUCCCCGUCAAGUGGUCAGCACCAGAGGUUAUCAAAUAUUGCAAGUUCAGCAGCAAGUCUGAUGUCUGGUCCUUUGGUGUUCUCAUGUGGGAAGUGUAUACAGAGGGCCGUCUUCCUUAUGAGAACCGCACCAACUCUGAGGUGGUGGAGUCCCUGAAUGCUGGCAUGAGGCUGCUAAAGCCCAAGUUGGCACCAGAGGCUGUGUAUUUGCUCAUGGAGUGGUGCUGGAAGGAGAAACCAGUGGAUCGUCCGUCCUUUGCUCUGUUGGUGCACGAGCUUUCUUCACUCUCCUCAUACUUGUGAGACAAGACAAUGGUAGUGGGUGCUAAAUUGUAAUAACAGGGCUGUAUUUAUUUUAUUUAUUGCAUCACUGUCAUUUGUUUCAUGUACUAUAUUAUUGAUGUUUCACACAAUCACCCCUGGUAACAUAGCCACCUCUGAGUUUUGCACUUUAUUUCUUUCAUUCCCCUGUAGUUACACAGUUACACAGUCUAUUUCAUGCACAAGACUGUUUAAUGAAUAUGCCUGCACAAGCUUAUGCAAUCAAAGCACUGCACAAAUAUUAUUGACCAAAUCAACUGUGGUAUGUGCAGAGUGACAAUGCCAUACUGAAGUUGUAACAACAACAUAUUAUGAAGCUAUUCGUGAGUGAGCGUUAACAGUUUGCACCAGAUCUAAAAAAAAGUGUGAUGGUGUCAGUUUAUUAGUGGUGGGCUACCACAAAUAAAUUAAUGCAUGGACCUGUAAGUAUAUGGCUUAACUAAGGACCAUAUUUGGUUGCUUGCAACUAUAAAAGUUCCAUAUGAAUCAGAUUAUACAAGGUAGCAAUGAUUCUACAUUGAUGUCUAUAAAGAACAUAUGGAGAAAAAACCUUGUCAUAUUAUGCAAUUUCUCUAUAUUGUAGGAAAAACCCUAUUUAAAAUAAAAUUACAGGAAAAAACAUACAAAUCCACAGUGUUUGCAUUGCUUUUGUAUAAUAUUAUUUCUACAAUGUGCCGCAAAUGGCCCCGAGCCUUGACUUUGGACACACUUGCCUUAGCUAAUUCAUUAUUUUGGUCCUACCAGCACACUACUAUCUUUUGGAAUUACAAACAGUAACAUGCACGUAGCAUCACCUUACAAUUAACAGAAUAGAUCAUUUAAACAUAUUUAGAUGUAUUCAGACUUUGUAUUGAU
Molecule: messenger RNA, 3155 nt
Organism: Doryrhamphus excisus (bluestripe pipefish)
Lineage: Eukaryota; Metazoa; Chordata; Actinopteri; Syngnathiformes; Syngnathidae
Gene: itk
Product: IL2 inducible T cell kinase
Biological process (GO): protein phosphorylation; intracellular signal transduction
Molecular function (GO): protein binding; protein tyrosine kinase activity; ATP binding
Source: RefSeq, a predicted model, not a curated record